Messenger RNA from Lytechinus pictus (painted urchin), 5564 nucleotides. RefSeq names its product dopamine beta-hydroxylase-like. Bases 1 to 1920 code for a protein of 639 amino acids. Lineage: Eukaryota; Metazoa; Echinodermata; Echinoidea; Temnopleuroida; Toxopneustidae. Gene Ontology annotation, cellular component: secretory granule membrane. Gene Ontology annotation, molecular function: copper ion binding; dopamine beta-monooxygenase activity. The record is from RefSeq and is a predicted model, not a curated record. The transcript has 13 exons. Gene Ontology annotation, biological process: octopamine biosynthetic process; norepinephrine biosynthetic process; dopamine catabolic process.
AUGAACAAGAAAUGCAUAGUGAUUGCAACGCACAUUCUUCUCUUCCUACGAUGUUUAACCUUCGUCAAGACACUCCCUAUCCUAUCUGAGGAACCUGAUUAUGACACCGUCCACGACUACCAUUACGAGACGAGCUUCGUGACACCUGAUGACGACAUCGACGAACUCGCCCAUCUAAGAUGGUCCGUCAAUUAUACGACGUCGUUGCUACGUUACAUGCUCAGCGUACCGUUGUUCGACGAUGACACUGCAGAUGAUACAAAAAGCAAGGGUGACAAUUUUCCCGCCCUUUCUCAUGCGGGUCGUGAAUGGUUGGCUGUGGGAAUGUCACCCUACGGUGCAUCUACUGAUGCUGAUAUGGUGACGUUUAUUAAGGGAUCCAAUGACGUAAUUACUAUUUUGGACACGUAUACAGAUGAAUAUGGAGUGCUAACCGUGGACGACAAACAAGAUUACAAGCUAUGGAACGCUUGGAUAAGGCAACCAUCAAGCAAUGAAGAUGACGACAGCGACGGCGAUGACGUGAAGAGAAAAUGGCUGGUGAUUGAGUACGGGAGAAAGAUUGAUACUUGUGAUGAUAAAGACUACUUAGUUGAGAGGGGUACAACGCAUCUGCUCUUUCUGCGCGGUCCUGGAUCCUGGCCUUUAAACGAUACAGUGGAGUCCUCUGUUACACCCUUCCAUAACUCUUUAAGAAGGGUAACACUACUUAAACCAGAUCGACCCAUUCCAAGCUUUCCAUCUGAUACCAAAAUUAUUGAGGUUACCGUUGAUGACAUUACUGUUCCAGGUGAUGACACUACAUAUUGGUGUAAAGUUUCCAAGUUUCCUGACGCAGAUGUAAAACAUCACAUUGUAAAGUAUGAGGUAGAGGUAACAGAAGGCAACGAGGACCUCGUUCACCAUAUCGAGGUCUACCAUUGCGACGUUGAUUCCGACGUGGAAGUUUCCCUUUACCAGGGUCGUUGUGAUGACCGCCCGGCUGGGUCAUCGAGUCUAGCGUGUAGUCAGGUGAUAGGAGCAUGGGCUAUGGGUGCUGAGGCAUUUGUGUAUCCAGAAGAGGCAGGUAUCGCUAUAGGAGGACCAUCAACAUCAAGCUACAUCAUGAUAGAGAUCCAUUACAAUAAUCCAGCUAGAAAAUCAGGAAUUCAAGAUAGUUCUGGUCUUCGUUUCUACUACACUCCAACACUAAGAUCAUUCGAUGCCGGUAUCAUAGAGCUUGGUCUGAUCUACACCCCUAAACUAUCUAUACCUCCCGGUAUGGAUGAAUUCAUUCUCACUGGACAUUGCCUCUCACCAUGUACACGAAAGGGGUUUCCUCAAAGGGGUAUCAAAGCGUUUGCAUCUCAACUGCAUACCCAUUUAACAGGCACUGCUGUAUGGACCAAGCAUGUACGAGACGGCAAAGAGCAACCAGAACUGAAUAGAGAUGACCAUUUUAGCUCAGAUUUCCAGGAAAUCCGAAUUUUACCCAAGCCGGUUCAUAUUCUGCCAGGAGACACACUGAUCACAUCUUGCCAAUACGACACUAGCAAGAAGGACAACGUUACCAUGGGUGGAUAUGGAAUCAUGGAUGAGAUGUGUGUUAACUACGUACACUAUUACCCACGGACACCCCUUGAGGUCUGUAAAAGCACCAUCUCAAAAAGGGUUCUCAAAAACUUCUUCUACUGGGCCAACGGUCAUGAAGAGGGCAUUCCCAACGAACUACCUGAUGACGAGAUCGUUGAGAGAUUUCAGAGUCUCGAAUGGACCAGAGAAACAAAGAAGGUUUGGCAAAAGAUCAUCCACGAAACCAACGUCGACAUGGAUUGCUUGCGACCCGCUGGAGUUUCGUUCACGGGAAAAUGGAAGGACAUGAAGAGGGAAAGUAUUCGGACCCAUUUAUCGCAAACUCCUGAUACAUGCGCAAACAAAUAGGCCUAAGAUGGUUUUGAAACAUUGCUUUGAAAUUUUCAAAAACUGCUGAUAGAAAGAAUGCUGACGAUUGACAAAAAGUAAUGGCGGAAUUUACACAGGUGGAUUUUGCAAAAUCUAUCUUUAUUUCGCUGAUAUUUGCAUAAAAAAAUAUUGAUUCGAAACUCUUAUGUAUAGCGGGUCAUUAUAUUGCAAAUUCUUAUCUAUUCAAUGAAAGUUUGGAAGAAGACACUGUUCCGCUUGAUUGGAAACGUACUAAAACAUACGUACUGUAGAUUAAUUAUGAAAGAGAGCCCACAUUUUCCCAGUAAAAAAAAUGAAUACCUGGCACUUUUUAUUUUAAAAAAUUGUUGUUUUGUGUCAUUAUUAUUAUUAUUUAUUCGGCAAAUAAUAUACAAAAUACAUUUCAGCGUAAACAAUAUAAAAUAAGAAAUAUCAACCAUUGGAACGCCAGGAACAGUAAAAGUUAACUUAAUUACUGUAGCAUGAAGCCUCCUGUCCCAAUUCAAAUGGUUGAUUUACAAUAAAUAUCAAUAACUAUAUAAACAAUAAUAAAAUACUCGUAAUUAUAAAGGGGUGUAGCAUGCGAUUAAUAACAUAUAUAAAAAAAAUUAGUUACUUCUAACUGAAAAUGAGUAGAAAUGACGGGGGAAAGAGAAGAAAGAUGAAUGUAACAAAGAGAAAGGAAAGGAGAUAUUGGGAGAGAGAGAGGGAGAAAGAAAUUACACAAAUAUCCAUUAAAAUUGUAUUAUGAUGAGGAAGUUUGGGGUGGGGCAAGAAAUGGGAAUCAAAAUACAGCAGAGGUAAAUGACAGUAUACUCUAAAUAUUAAAAUCUGUGGAUAGAUGAAAUUUUACAAAAAAAGGCAAUAAACAUUAACACAAAUGACAGAAAUUCUUCCAAAAUAUGAGAGACGGAUAAAAUAUCGUAAAGCACUAAAAGAAAAAAAUUGAAUCGGUUUAUAAUCAGUGAUCUUUUUUCCUUUGAAAUAAAUGUAAGAAUUAAAAUGAAAGGAUAAUUGCCCCACAUAGGCCUAUACAUUUAAUAUAAAAUUAAAUAUACAACACGAUACCGCACUGUCGUCAAAGUUUCACAAGCAUACUUUUGAAGCCAGUUUGUCAAAUCUAUUUAAGAUCAAGUCCUCCCAAACAAAAAGUUGGUUUUUAAAUGAUGAAUUUAUAAAAAGUUAUUCCAUUUUAAAGUUCUACCUAGUUAAAAAGAAUUUAAAAAAAAUAUAUAUGCACAAACCAAUGGCACUAGGAAGUGAGUGUGCUGGGGUGUGUCAGCACCUUGCUAUAUAGAGAUUUGACAAAAAUCACCAUUUUGAAAUGAAAAAUGAGUCGACGGUGUUAUGUUUUCCUGGUUAAAAUCACCUUCCUGUGGGAGUGAAUAAAAAAUAGGGGUUUUAUUUUCUAUUUUUGUUACUAUUUUUCAUUUCUAACUUUUAUUUUUGGGGAUGGGAUGGGUUUAAACUUUUUUUUUCAAACCAAACCAGUCUCUUUAAAAAUUGUCCCCCGUCUCCUUCGCAACACGUGUGUUGUGCAAUUCACAGAAUCAAUGGUGUCAUGCAACGACUAUUCUUUUGUAUUUUAUUAAGGGUCCUAUAUUUGAUUUUCGGUUUGUAGAUUUGAUUAUUCAUAAAAAUGUUCUACUACUAAAUGACAAAUUCAAGACGGAGUCAUUUUUGUCUCGCCUGCAUAGCAGAGCGAGUCUAUAGGCGCCGCUUUUCCGACGGCGACGGCGGCGUCGUCAACAUUGAAAUCUUAACCAAGGUUAAGUUUUAGAAAUGUCAUCAUAACUUAGAAAGUAUAUGGACCUAGUUCAUAAGGUUAAUCAAGUAUUAUUAAAUAUUGUACCUGAGUUUCAGGUUACAUGACCAAGGUCAAAGAUCAUUUAGGGUCAAUGAACUUAGACCAUGUUGGGGGAAUCAUUAUCGAAAUCUUAACCGGUUACACUUCGUAAUUCGGAAGGUUCUUUAUUCCGAAGGUUCCUAAUUCCGAAACACGUAAAUUGCCUAUACCUCGAUGUUCGUUAAUCCGAAAACGUAUAAGGGUUCGUUAAUCCGAACAUUUGUGGCGUUAUUCCGAAGGUUCGUUAUUCCGAAGGUUCGAUAAUCCGAAAACAAAAUAGGUUCGAUGUUCCGAAGGUUCGUUAAUCCGAAAGCGAAAUAAGGUUCGUUGUUCCCAACGUUCGUUAAUCCGAAAACGAAAUAAGGUUCGUUAGUCCGAACACAAAAUAAGGUUCGUUAAUCAUUUAGUUUUCGGACUAACGAACUGUCGGAAUUACGAACCUCAUUUCUUUUUCGGAUUAACGAACCUUCGGAAUUACGAACCUCAUUUUGUUUUCGGACUAAUGAACCUUCGGAAUUACGAACCUCAUUUUGUUUUCGGACUAACGAACCUUCGGAAUUACGAACCUUCGGAAAUACGAACCUUCGGAAUAACGAACCUUCGGAAUAUCCGAACCUUCGGAAUAACGAAGCGUCGGAAUUACGAAUGUAUGCGAUCUUAACCAAGGUUAAAUUUUUGAAACGUUGUCAUAACUUCAAAAGUAUAUGGGCCUAGUUCAUAAAACUUAGACUUAAGGGUAAUAGUGUAUCACUGAAUUUCCUGCCUGAGUUUCACGUCACAUGAUUAAGGUCAAAGGUCACUUAGGGUCAACAAAAUUUGGCCAUGUUGGGGUUAUUUGAGGGAUUGUCAUCAUAACUUUAAAAGUUUAUGAAUCUAGUUCAUGGAACUUGGACUAAGAGCAACCAUAUAUCCCUAAAUAUAAUGUGCGAGUUUCAGGUCACAUGACCUAGGUUAAAGGUCACUAAGGGUCAACGAACUUUGGCCAUAUUGGGGGUAUUUGAGGAAUUGUCAUCAUAACUUUGAAAUUUCAUGGAUCUAGUUCAUGAAACUUGUACAUAAGAGCAAUCAAGUAUCUUUGAACAUCCUGUGCUAAUUUCAGGUCACAUGACCAAGGUCAAAGGUCAUUUAGGGUAAAAAAACUUUGGUAAUGUUGGGGGUAUUUGUGGAAUUGUCAUCAUAACUUUAAAAGUCUAUGGAUUUAGUUCAUGAAACUUGGACAUAAGAGCAGCAGUGUAUCCCUGAAUACCCUGUGUGUGUUUCAGGAACAUGGCCAAGGUCAAAGGUCAUUUAAAGGUCAAUGAACUCUGGCUGUGUUGGGAGCAUGUGUUGAAUUGGCAUCAUAACUUAGGAAGUUUAUGGUACUUGCUCGUGUAACAUCGCCAUAAGCAGAUAAGGGUAAUCAAGUACGAAUGAUAGUUUUGCACAAUCCUUAGGUCACAUGAUCAUGAUCAAAGGUCGUUUUGGGUCAAUCAUCGGGACAUAAUAUUUUAUUAUCUUAUUAAUGUUUUCUUCUGUGAAUAAUUAUUCAUUAGCUGUUUUUCAAAGGAAGCACUGCUGCUAUAUCGAAUUGCGUAAUGCAGGCGAGACUGCCAGAGGCGUUCCACUUGUUUAUAUUUUCGUUGGUUUCUAGAGCGAUUUGUUGAGCUCCACGAAAUCAUAAACGUGAAGGACUGUAUAUGACUAUUAUUUUGAUUAAUUAAUAGGUUGAUAACUCCUAUCUGUAAUAUUCUAGCAUUUCAUGAAGAAAAUGAGCUACUCAUUUUGGAAAUAAAAUCAAUGAGAGAAUUUGAAUAAUUAU